AUGUCCGGCUCCAUCAAGAACGUCGCCGUCGCAGGGGCUGCCGGCAGCUUGGGCACCGUCAUCCUCAAUAAGCUCAUCGAAUCGAACAAGUUCAACAUCAAAGUCCUUCGGAGAAAUGGGUCCAAGUCCACCUACGGCGCCGGGAUCAACGUUGUCGACGUGGACUUUGAAUCAGUCGCUUCGCUCAAGGCCGCUCUCGCCGGCCAGGAUGCCGUCGUCGCCCCGGUCGGCUUUCCCGCUCUCAGUCUCCAGAAUCAGCUGAUUGACGCGUCCAUCGAGGCCGGCGUUCAGCGAUUCAUCCCCUCCGAGUUUGGCUCCGACCUCGAGAACGCGCUGACCAGGAAGUUGCCCGUCUUCGCCUCCAAGGUUGCCGUGGCCGACUACCUCGCCGAGAAGGCCAAGUCGACAUCCCUAACCUACACCCUCGUCAGCAACGGCGCAUUUUUGGACUGGGGACUCGAGAAGGGCUUCAUUCUCGAUACUUCCGAGUAUAAGCCAACCAUCUUCGACGGCGGCGACGCCCCCUUUAGCACCUCCACGCUUUCCACCGUCGGUGAUGCCGUCGUAGGAAUCCUGCUGCACCCAAACGAGACCAAGAACCGUGCCGUAUACGUCGAGGACCUCCAGGUUACUCAGAACCAGCUCUUGACUUUGGCCAAACAAGUUGCUCCCAACAAGCCCUGGCAGCCGCAAGCAAAUACUCUCGAUGCCGUCACCAAACGUUCGGAUGAGAGGCUGGCCCAGAAGCUGUUCGAUGAAGAAACUAUGGUUCCAUACAUCUACCGUGCCAUUUUCGACCCAGCCUAUGGCAACGUCUUCAAGAAAACGGACAAUGCAUUGCUGGGCCUCAAAGGCAGGACGGAGGCGGAUAUCACCGAUAUCCUGAGGAGGGUUGUCAAAGCAUGA
Drechmeria coniospora is the source of this 906-nucleotide messenger RNA. RefSeq names its product putative oxidoreductase - protein. Gene Ontology annotation, molecular function: oxidoreductase activity. The transcript has a single exon. The record is from RefSeq and is a predicted model, not a curated record. Lineage: Eukaryota; Fungi; Ascomycota; Sordariomycetes; Hypocreales; Ophiocordycipitaceae. Bases 1 to 906 code for a protein of 301 amino acids.